UCAACCUGGUCAGAGGUCAUAGUCUCUAGUGUAAUAAGAACUGCAAAAAUGAACUUUAAACUUUCGCUCAUCCUACUCCUAACGAACAACUCAGUGCUAACAGAGAAGAUGUUUCAUCUUACGCGGAAUCAUUCUACAAAUCAAAGAAUUCAUCUUGUAAUUCAUCGGGAAUUCUGGAAACAUCAAGGGAAGAAUAAAACGGAAUCGCGUACGAAUGAUGUGAAAAAGUUGACGGAGCUAGUCCACAAUUUAGAGGAGAAUCUCGCGGCAAAUCACGUGGCAUUGUCUAACAAAAUCAUGGAGCUGCAAGCUGAACUGAACGCAACGCAGAGCGUACAGAAUAUCCAGGCCCCGCCCCAUGCUGAGCAGGGAGAUUACUACUGUGGUAAAGUAGAGAACUUCCAACUCACCGAAGGCCGACUACGUAUGCUCAAGAACGUUACGUUUGCCAAACCUUUCAAUCGUCCUCCGGUUGUCUCAGUUUCUUUGACAAGUAUUGAUAUGUCUAACAAGAAGGGAUUUAGGUUUGGGGUCAGUGCGAGGUCAGUCACCACGACUGGGAUGCAGGUCGUGUGUGAAACGUGGGCAGACACCGUUUACAACUCGGCCACUGCACACUGGAUCGCCGUCGAGGCGUAGCAGACGACUCUCCGACUUCUGCUCCCAAAGAUUGGGAUCGACAGCACGUUAUCAAAAUUACGUGUUAUAAUAGUCUUUAGGGUUGCCAGAUACCUUUUCCGAAAAUACUGGACACCUUUCCAUCCUUCCCUUCUCAGGUAUGCCGCAAAGCAGAAGAAGGGGGGUAACAGAGUAUUAUUCAUAUACUUGUCCAGUAUUUAUAUUUAUUUUAUCCUGGACAGUCUGCUCAAAUACUGGACUGUCCAGUUCAAAACUGGACACCUGGCAACC
Messenger RNA from Physella acuta, 909 nucleotides. RefSeq lists its product as uncharacterized. The record is from RefSeq and is a predicted model, not a curated record. Gene Ontology annotation, cellular component: protein complex involved in cell adhesion; cell surface; phagocytic vesicle. Gene Ontology annotation, molecular function: polysaccharide binding; N-acetylgalactosamine binding; oligosaccharide binding. Gene Ontology annotation, biological process: cell-cell adhesion. Lineage: Eukaryota; Metazoa; Mollusca; Gastropoda; Physidae.